This is a messenger RNA of Corticium candelabrum, 2547 nucleotides long. Its product is annotated as probable E3 ubiquitin-protein ligase HERC2. Lineage: Eukaryota; Metazoa; Porifera; Homoscleromorpha; Homosclerophorida; Plakinidae. The record is from RefSeq and is a predicted model, not a curated record. The transcript has 13 exons. The coding region runs from base 175 to 2304 and encodes 709 amino acids.
UUUAAGCAAGAUAGCACCUAUGCCGUACAGUACACGGCGUCGGUUCUCUGUUUUCUAGCUUGAUCGAAGACUUAAUCACAUGUUUGGAGAACUAAACGCAUUUGCGAAGCAAAGUCUGACAUCAAACGGAGCUCAAGCUUCCUGACUUCAUCGAACAAAAGCCUAGACAGUGAUAUGUCUCACAGCACUAAUUCCGGGUGGUCAUACAAGCGACGUUCUGGUUUGCUGUUGAGUUGGGGCUGUGGAGAAUUUGGUCAACAUGGUCACAACCACCACAGUGAUGUAUCAUUGGCCGACAGCGAGCUGAAAUUUUUUAUUAAGAGAAAAGCAAAGAUAAAGCACAUGGCGUGUGGAGCUUGUCAUAGCAUCAUUGUUACUGAUGAUAACGAAAUCUACACAUGGGGAAAUGGCAACAGUGGACAGUUGGGCAACAAUGACAAUAAGAAUUAUAGCUUGCCGCAGAGAAUUAAGUUUGAUGUGUUGCUUGAGCCUGUGACUCAGGCUGUGGAUUGUGGCAGUCGGCACACGGUUGUGGUGACGGAGAGUGGUCGUGUGUUUACGUGUGGGAAUAACUUUGAUGCUCAAUUGGGAUACGAUUUUAGGAUGGGUGGUUACAAGCAGCAUCAGUUCAAGUUGCAUCUUUUGAGAUCGCUGCAACACCAGAAAGUUGAUCAUGUUGCUUGUGGAUCUCGACACACGUUGUUCUUGCUUAGGAAUGGAACAUUAGCAUCUUGUGGGAGCAAUGCAAAUGGUCAGCUCGGUCACACAGACGUCACGGACUGUGUUGUCCCACGAGUUAUCGAAGAUCUCGAUUUUGUCAGAAAUAUUGCAUGUGGAUUGAGCCACUCGCUUGCCAUUACAAGCAAAGGGCAUGUGUAUGUGUGGGGGUGUGGCAAGGCUCUUGGUCGAUCGAAGGAUGUGCCACGGCCGAGGCAUUUGCGUUUGUCGAGGAGGAUUGCGGAUAUUGCUUGUGGUCACAUGCAUUCGGUCUUGCUGUCAGGUUCUGGCCACAUAUUCACAUUUGGAAAUGGAACAGAAGGUCAGCUUGGUCAUGGGGAAGAUACCUUGAGUCUUUCGUCUCCUACUGAGUUGCAACUUUCGUGUGCAAUUGCGUCUGUUUCGGCAGGAGAAUGUUUUAAUGCUGCAGUAUCAGCUGAUGGAGAGCUUUACAUGUGGGGAAAGAACGUCAAUUUUGUUAUCUCAGAUGAGAUUUCUGCAACAGUUUGGAUACCAAAACACAUCAAUAUGCAGGAAAGACCCAUAGCAAAGGUCGUAUGUGGUGCUUGGCAUGUAAUGGCACUGACAGGCAUGCCAGGCUGGGAAGCCGUCCAAGACAGCGACAUCACCCAAGGCGAGACCGACAGUGACACCUUCACGGACGUUUCCACACCCGAACCUUCCAACGUUGUGUCACAAUCACACUCGAUAUCGUCAGCACGUCGCACUGCAGACUGUGUGCAAAUAUCAGAGGAAAUUGAAGCGACCACGGACGAGGAGAUCGCACCAGAGCCUCUCGUUCUACCGUCACUAGCAGUCGCUUGUGUGGACACUCCACCUCGUGUGUCGUCUCCCAUGAAAACGACUCAGGAAACGAGCCGACCGGCCAGCCAAGUUAGUCACUGUGCGUCUUGUGCGAGGUCUCAGGCUUCUACAAAUCGUCAGCCUGCAUUAUCAAAUAGAUCGAAACAGAUCGCAUUGAGAGGCCAUCGUGUGCAGACUAGACUCGCUGCCGUACCGAGACCCUUACUGAAGACAUCGAAUAUCGAUUUAAUGUUACAUCCGGGUAUUUUAACAACGGUUGUGGCGUCACCGGGUAUUAUUCCUGGACAAACGGAAUCGAAGUUGAAGAGGCGGUUUGUGUCAAAGAAGACACAGCAGACUAUGAGUCGACCUACUGGAUUGCUCGAGAUGCAUGGAAUUCGUAUGGAGACGUCGCUGAGAGACGCACUUGGGACGACGUCGAUGCCGAGCAUGUCGGACACGCCGGUUAUGGAUGUCGAACAGAAAAGGCCGUCGACGAUCUCAUCGGGAGAGACUCGGCGAUCAGUCAAUGUAGCAACUCCAUAUAUGGCAAAGGGUUUGAGUCAGUGGAGUCGGCAUGUGUCGGACUCGGUUAAUACCAACAACUUGCAUACGUCGAGUAGGAGGGGUGGUCGGAGUAGGCCUGUGGGGAGAGACAAUUGGAUUAACCAGAAACACGAAGGAAUGUGGAAGCAGUCGAGCGUUCACAGGAACGAGAACAAACGGAGACCAAUCGGAGUGUCGCUGUCUGGUUGGACGUCUUCGUCGUUUGGAAAACACUAAUUAAUUGACUGAAAUUUAUUACAAAAAUUGAAUGCACGGACUGUGCGUGUACUGUACUAUUUUGAACUUAAUUAACUGGUAGUCGUCACUUUUCUUUGUAUUUAUUCUAUUUUUAGAAAUAGACUGAUUGAUAUUAACUAUUUUAUUGGUUACUUUAGAUUUUUUAUUACUUAUGCACAUGCAGGAAUUAGUAUAUUUGCAUUGCACACAUUAAUAUUAAUGUAUCAUAGUUGUACAGUACUU